Molecule: messenger RNA, 408 nt
Organism: Entamoeba invadens IP1
Lineage: Eukaryota; Evosea; Mastigamoebida; Endamoebidae
Exons: 1
Coding region: 1-408 (135 amino acids)
Source: RefSeq, a predicted model, not a curated record
AUGAGUGUAGAGAUUGAAAAAAACAAAAUGGAGAACCCUUUGAGUGGUGGCGACAAACAGAUACCAAAAAUAAAUUUCCCACACCUCGACAACGGACUUGUAGAGGAAUGCAUCGCACAGGCAAACGGUGACAUUGCAAAGGUUGCGGAACUCCUUGCAAAGUCUGUUGGUCCUCUUGGUUACGACGACGAGGACGGGCUUCUUGAGUACUCCGACGAAGAACUGAGCGAGAGCAGUGAGGACAAAUGUAAAAUAGAAAAUUCAUUACCCCCUUCUAUCAACACCAAGUGGGAAAAUUUAAAGGCAAAGCUUACACCAGAAGAACUUGACGUGAUGGAGAAUGUCCUUCGAUUGAGAAUGUAUAAAAUGUGCGACAGUUUAGUCCAAUCGCUCUUUGAAAAGCACUGA